Messenger RNA from Cotesia glomerata, 1700 nucleotides. RefSeq lists its product as uncharacterized. Lineage: Eukaryota; Metazoa; Arthropoda; Insecta; Hymenoptera; Braconidae. Gene Ontology annotation, cellular component: ciliary basal body; recycling endosome; midbody. The record is from RefSeq and is a predicted model, not a curated record. The transcript is spliced from 6 exons. Gene Ontology annotation, biological process: positive regulation of cilium assembly; positive regulation of protein localization to cilium; regulation of cytokinesis. Bases 133 to 1455 code for a protein of 440 amino acids.
UUAUUUUUUUUUUUAUUGAAAAAAAUUUUAUUUUAAAGUUUUAAACUAACGGGAUCUCGCAACUCGAUUCUAUCGACUCUGAGUGAUCGAUAUAAUUUAUUUUAUACAUAAUAUUAUUAUUAUAUCAAAAGUAUGCAAAAUAAUAAAGGAGGCUUGUCGUCGUCCUCCUCGUCAUCGUUAGAAGAUUUGGAUCAGCCGAGAGUAGAAAGAUCUAGUUAUCAAAGUCAAGAAGCGAUGCCGAAAAAAGAAGAAAACCCUUUUAGUUUUAAACACUUUCUAAAAAAAGACUCUAAUUACUCCCACGCUGGAGCGAGACCCAAAGUUUACUCCAGCCGAGUGAAUUCUUUAUCAACAAAUCCGGUGACAGCUGACAGCGUAGUGACCGAAACAGACGGUAUUUACGCAAGAAACCCAACGGAACUUCCAGAUUUCGUCCAGGACCACCUGGUGAUCGAGCAGUGCUACUUGAACCACCAGGACGCGGCUUCAGGAACCCAGAUGAUAGCUGACAUCGACAACCUGCCGGACUUUGCGCUGAACAGCGUCGAGUCUCGGCCAUUGCGCCACCGGAAUGAGCAACAUUCGGUGAAGAAGCACGACACUGUUGGCGACCUGCCAUUCGACUUGACUACGGGGAACGACAAGAGGAACCUAGAUGGCUACCGCAAUCUGAACCACGGCUCUCCGGACAGAGAGACUAUCAGAGAGCCGAUGAACUUCCCUCUUGACCUACCCUUCGCGGGACCUUCUUCAGACCAGGGUAAUUCUGUCCAAGUUAAUUCUAAUGAAAGUAUCCACUCUCUGGGCGGCGAUAAUGGGAUUCCCAAGUCGCUCCCGGAUUUUCUCAAUGAUGGACCCAUCAGGAAUCGAGUUCCUCUGCCUGAUAAUACUGGGAAUAAUAUUGAAUCUUCACACCCGCCUCUGCAAAUGGAGAUUGAGAUGCUGAGACAUAAUCUGGAGAUUGCUCGCAGGCAGAAUGGGGAGAAGAACAGGAGGAUCCAGAUGCUGGAGGCUGAACUUGCUUCUAGAAGAGCUGUGGAUUAUGAAGAGACAGCGCAUUUGGAAAAAGCUAUGGAGCAGGUUGAGGAUAAUCUGAAACGGAGCACGAGGAGAGCUGUCAAUGCUGAAAGUGCUGUCACACAAUUAAAACAACAAAUUAAAGAACUAACGGCGGAAAUUUCGGUCCUGAGAAUAGAAAACAGAGAAUUAAAAAAUGCCCUGGGAGCUGGCUGUAGUUCAACCUCCAGAGAAGGUGAUAAAAAAGUUUUAAAACUGGCUGGUGAUCUAAGAGAAGCUGCUUCAUCAGCUGAAUCUUAUCUCAGGCAACUGAUGUCAGGAGUAGACAAUUUAAAAAUAAUAGCUUCAACCCUGGAGAACUUGGAUAGGAUAGAAGAUCGAACCAAAGAUUUACUGCCGGACUUUGACGAAGACAACGCCGCAGGACCGGCAUUAUAAAACCCCAGUCGUAAUUAUUAUCAGUAUAAAUAAUUUUUUGUUUACAUAACUAUUUGUCUACAACUUUAAAUAUUCUAAACAUUUUAUUUAUUAUACAUCAAAUAUAUAUAUAUAUUAUACUUUUGUACAUAAAUAAUAUACUUAAUUAUAAUUUAGAUAUAUAUUUAUACAAUUAAGUAAUAAGAUGCGCGUUCUGUGAACGGUUUUUAGUUUUUAGUUAUAAAUAUAUGUACACAGAUAAUCAA